AUGGAGCUCGUCUUGCAAGAGAUGAAGCGCAUGAUGGCAGCCAUUUUUCUGUCGCCACUGGUGCCAUGGCAGAAGAUUAAUUCAAUCAAGACGUAUGUGUACCCGAAGGACGCCUAUCGUAUCCACCACAUACACGACAACAAGGCAUAG
Phytophthora nicotianae INRA-310 is the source of this 150-nucleotide messenger RNA. RefSeq lists its product as hypothetical. Bases 1 to 150 code for a protein of 49 amino acids. The record is from RefSeq and is a predicted model, not a curated record. The transcript has a single exon. NCBI's taxonomy places the organism in Eukaryota, Oomycota, Peronosporomycetes, Peronosporales, Peronosporaceae.